UUUAUAUUAUUUGCUCGCAAGCAUGACAUUUAUCAAUAAAGUUGUAUUAGUAACCGGUGCUGGUUCAGGCAUAGGUGAAGCAAUUGCAAAACAUUUUGCCAAGUUGUCAGCAAGAUUAUCACUAGUUGAUGUAAAUAUCAAAAAGUUAAAGAAAGUUGCUGAAGCUUGUGAAAAAUUAUCCCGCACCAGAGUUUAUAUUUCGGCAACAGAUUUAACAAACGAUAAUGAUGUAAAAUAUUUCAUUGAAAAUACUGUGAAAGAAUAUGGAAGAAUUGACAUAGUUGUCAAUUGCGCAGCAGCGUACGGAAGCAAACGCAUUUCUGAUACCAAUGUGAUUGAAGAAUAUGAUCAAUUAAUGGCAGUAAAUUUGCGGUCUAUUGUUUCACUAGCAAAUGCUGUUGUUCCGGAGUUGAUUAAGAGUAAAGGAUCUAUGAUCAAUAUUUCCAGUACAACUGCAUCCUUGCCAAACACUAGUAUAGGAUAUAGUGUUUCGAAAGCAGCUUUGUCUCAUUUCAACAGAUGUAUUGCAUUGGAGCUAGCCCAACAUGGUGUAAGAGUGAAUCUUAUCACACCAGGUAUAGUUAAAACAAACAUUUUCUCUAAUGCUGGAAUCAGUGACAAUAAAACUGAGUAUAUUUGGAAUAAGGCAGCAUCAUCUUCAAUAUUGAAACGCAUUGUUAAAGCCGAAGAAGUAGCUGAAGUAGCAGCAUACUUAGCCAGUGAUAAGGCAAUUGGUAUCACUGGUGUAGAUUAUAAAAUUGACUGUGGAGUGUCUUUAACAGGAAUACCUGAAAUUCCUGUGGCUUAGUUAAAAACUAACAUGCAUAUAAAAUAUUUAAAUACACAUUGGAUACAGUUUCAAUCAAUUUAAACGUAACAAAGGAUUGUGUAAAACGAUUCGUCCCUUUAGUAGUUAUUGAACAAAAAAGAACACGUCGUUACAUCUGGCAUGCCCCUGCUGGUUAUGGGAUUUUUAUGGCGCGUGAAAUCCUGCUUUGAACAGUACCUAAAUAUAAUUUUAAUAAAAAUUUAGUUGAAA
Amyelois transitella is the source of this 1039-nucleotide messenger RNA. Its product is annotated as glucose 1-dehydrogenase-like. The record is from RefSeq and is a predicted model, not a curated record. Gene Ontology annotation, molecular function: oxidoreductase activity. Lineage: Eukaryota; Metazoa; Arthropoda; Insecta; Lepidoptera; Pyralidae. The transcript has a single exon. Bases 23 to 808 code for a protein of 261 amino acids.